AUGUCAUCAUCAAUUUUGAAGAAAUCAGCAAAAGAUAUAGUAAUCUUAUCAGCAUUACGUACACCAAUAACAAAAUCAAUAAAAGGUGGAUUAUCACAAUUGUAUCCAGAAGAAUUAUUAUAUCAAAUAUUAAAAGGUUCAAUUGAAAAAUCAAAAGUUGAUCCAAAUUUAAUUGAUGAUAUUUUAGUUGGUGCAGUUUUACAAACAUUAGGAGGUCAAAAAGCAAGUGCAUUAGCUGCAAAAAAAGUUGGAUUUCCAAUAAAAACUACAAUCAAUACUGUUAAUCGUCAAUGUGGAUCCUCAGCACAAGCCAUAACUUACAGUGCUGGCUCAUUAUUAAGUGGUGAAAAUCAAUUUGCCAUAGCAGCCGGUGUUGAAUCAAUGACUCAUGAUUAUUUCCCACAUAGAGGUAUACCAACUAGAAUUUAUCAACCAUUCAUGGAAGAUUCAAGCGAUGAGGCUAAAAAUGUAUUAAUGCCAAUGGGCUUAACUAGUGAAUUAGUUGCUGAAAAAUUUGGUAUUGGAAGAAAAGUACAAGAUGAAUUUGCUGUUCAAUCGCAUUUAAAAGCUGCUAAAGCUAUAGAAUCUGGUCAUUUUGCUAAGGAAAUAAUCCCUGUACAAGCUAGAAAUGAAGAUGGCUCUUCUAAAGUUGUGGAAACAGAUGAUGGUGUUAGAGCAGGAUCUACAUUUGAAAAAUUAUCAACUUUAAAACCAGUUUUCAAAGAAGAUGGGUUUACAACCGCUGGUAAUUCUUCACAAAUUUCUGAUGGAGCAUCGGCUGUUAUCUUAACAACAAGAGAGAAUGCUGAAAAACAUGGAUAUAAACCAAUAGCUAAAUUUGUUGGAUCAAGUGUUGCAGGUGUACCUUCUAAUCUUAUGGGAAUUGGACCAUCUGAAGCAAUUCCUCAAUUAUUGAAAAGAUUUGGUUUAACAAAUUCAGAUAUUGAUAUUUUCGAAUUAAAUGAAGCAUUUGCAUCUCAAUCAAUAUAUUGUAUUGAUAAAUUGAAUUUAGAUUAUUCAAAAGUAAAUCCAUAUGGUGGAGCAAUUGCUAUUGGUCAUCCAUUGGGUGCUACUGGUGGUAGAGUUACCGCUACAUUAUUGAAUGGAUUAAAAGCACAACAAAAAGACUUAGGUGUUAUUUCAAUGUGUACCUCUACUGGUCAAGGUUAUGCUGGUUUAUUUGUGAAUGAACAAGAUUAA
Lodderomyces pseudojiufengensis is the source of this 1200-nucleotide messenger RNA. RefSeq names its product Pot1-2p (gene POT1-2). Gene Ontology annotation, cellular component: peroxisome. Bases 1 to 1200 code for a protein of 399 amino acids. Gene Ontology annotation, molecular function: acetyl-CoA C-acyltransferase activity. Lineage: Eukaryota; Fungi; Ascomycota; Pichiomycetes; Serinales; Debaryomycetaceae. The record is from RefSeq and is a predicted model, not a curated record. Gene Ontology annotation, biological process: fatty acid beta-oxidation; phenylacetate catabolic process. The transcript has a single exon.